AGUGUUUCUAUUUCUCUAAUCAUCUUCGACUGUGUUGUAGACGUAUGCUGUGACCCCUGUAAGGUCUGCCCUCCUGGUUGGACUCUGUUUGAAGAUCACUGUUAUGUGUACGAGCAUACUGCAAAGACCUGGGGUGAUGCAGAGGCUUCCUGUAUUGACCAGGGUGGGAAUCUGGCAUCGAUCCCUGACAAACGCGCGUUUGAAUUCAUAAAAAAGAUAAUCCACAGAGCGACAGGCAAACAUUCUCGUGCUUGGAUUGGAGGACAUGAUGCGCCACAGGAAGGCAAGUGGCUUUGGAGCGAUGGUACCAAGUUUGGUUUUACAUCCUGGAAUGCUGGGCAGCCCGACAACUAUCAACAAAAAGAACACUGCGCCGAGAUAAACCCUGCGAGUAUGUUCAACGACCUGCCUUGCUCAUUUAAGAAUCCUUAUGUUUGUGGCAAGCACGUGUGAAGAUCCCCGUCAUGUGCUGACACAUCUGCCAUGGUGAUGUCACAACCCCACGGAUGAUGUCACCUCCACCAGGGUGUCAAGCCUUGAUGACUUGAUCAGUGCUGGAGGACCCAUUGAAUGAAUUAAUUUUGGUUGAUUCAAUAAACAUAAAUCCUGUUGAGGAA
Epinephelus fuscoguttatus (brown-marbled grouper) is the source of this 617-nucleotide messenger RNA. Its product is annotated as galactose-specific lectin nattectin-like. The annotation marks the transcript as partial. Gene Ontology annotation, molecular function: signaling receptor activity. Lineage: Eukaryota; Metazoa; Chordata; Actinopteri; Perciformes; Serranidae. The record is from RefSeq and is a predicted model, not a curated record. The transcript has 4 exons.